AUUCAACCAGGCCUAAAGUUCGACAUGGAGAUCCGACCUUGGUUCCGGAUAUGGUUCCAAAUUUUGUACCCAAAAGGUUAGGUCCAGGUCCAAAACCUGGACCCAAAUAGUAUUUGGGUCGACCCGUUGCCAUCCCUGGGAGCAGCCUCCGUGAUAAAACUUUGUGUCUAAAGAAAUUGGACUUUGUGUCAAUGAGUGUUCCACUUCAUUAUAAAACACUCCGCUGAUGUCUUCUGCCCAAAGUUGUACUUGGUCCUCCUUAUUAGAAAGAGAUUAAGCGAGAAGAAAAGGUUCGAUCCUCUCUCUCACAGGCCUCCACCGAAGGGCUCAAGGCAAGUUUUACGGCAAGCUUCAGGUGACGUUGCAGGCUAGAAUUCGGCCAAGGUCUCGCAUCGGAUCGAAGAACAAUGGCUCCGGAAAUAAGUGAGCAAGGAAGGGAGCACCAUACGAUAGAUAUGGCGAACGUGGGGUCAAGAAAUGAGGCUCAGGAAAUAACUGAGCACGGGACGAUGGUUGUGGCGAAGAUCGAGUCAGGAAAUGAGGCUGUCCCAAUGGCGACCGAAAUAGCUGAGCAAGGAAGUGAGAACAUCGAGCCAGGAAAUGAGAGUGCCUGGAAGAAUCACUCUGUUUACAAAGUCCCUGCUUUCAUGGCCAAAAUGCACGAGGGAGCCUUCACGCCCAAGCUCAUAUCCAUGGGCCCCUACCACCACGGUAACCCUGACCUCCUGCCCAUGGAAGAACACAAGCGCCGGGCGCUCAAACACUUUCUCAAACGCACAGGGAAACCUCGUCAGCACUACUUAGAUGCACUCCAAAAUGUGGAGCAUAAGCUCGUUGCCUGCUACGACUGGUCUCAUGUCUCGGCCCCUGAGAGCGCCGAAUUCUUGAAGAUGAUGCUCUUUGAUGGCUGCUUCCUCAUAGAGUUGCACCGCAGUACCUGCUAUCGCCAGACCGCGUACUACGAGCAGAAUGACCCUAUAUUCAACAACAUUGAUGCACCAUAUGCCUACCACUUAUACAAUGACAUGAUCAUGGUCGAGAACCAGAUACCUUUGCUGGUUUUGCACACACUGCUCGGGGAUGUCCCUUUCUCCGAGGUCAACAAGUUGGUGCUAGAGCUCUUCGAUGAACCUCCGACAUUGGAGCUGCCGGGGCUGGGACUGCAUUUGUUGGACGUGAGAAUAAAGGGCAAGCUGGGAGAGCAAUCACCUUCAGUUGAGAAGGAGGAGGAGCCUGCAAGCAGGCGCAGACACCUGAUGCCGGGACUGAGCUGCUGUCUACAGGACUCCGAGGGAAAGAGCAGUUCACACCACGCCUCCAACCAGGAUAAGGAUUACGAUGGUUGGGAUUUCAAGCUACCUUCGGCCACAGAGUUGUACGAAGCCGGUGUAAAAUUUAAAAGGAGCGACCAGGAUGGGUUCAUGAACAUCAGUUUCGACCACGGAGAAUUGCGCUUACCGCUGCUAAACGUCACCGACAAUACGGAAUCCUACCUCCUGAAUUACAUGGCGUUCGAGCAGCUAGGUGGCGCAUGGUUGGGCAACGAUGGCACCAAGGUCUCCUCGUUUGUGGUCUUCAUGGAGGACCUGAUUGACACGGCCAAGGACGUGCAGAUUCUUCAGCAUGCACGCAUACUAAAGAACGGGUUGGGGAGCGAUGACCAGGUGGCGCAGCUCUUCAACGGAAUCACAAGGGGGAUGAUGGCUUAUGACGGUCCCCAGAUGAAGGAGGUGAGGAGCAAGCUGGUAAAGUAUUGCCAUAGACCGUGUAACAAGUGGCGAGCUAACCUUUGCCACACCUAUUUAAGAAACCCAUGGACCAUUACCUCCGUGGUUGCUGGAGUGGUCCUCCUGCUACUUACAUUCCUCCAAACCCUCUACUCGAUGCUAGCCUACUAUAAACAACCACCCCAACCCCACACUUGAUAUUUUAUCUCCUUCACAACCCUGUAAAACUGUUCGAGUUAUGGUGGGUGAAAUGGGAGCAGAAAAAUGGUGUGAUUUGUAUAAUUAGAUCACAAACUUUUCUUGUUUUUCAGGCAUACAGCUAUCUCAAGGCGAUAUAUUUGCCUCCUUUUAAUGUA
Molecule: messenger RNA, 2083 nt
Organism: Amborella trichopoda
Lineage: Eukaryota; Viridiplantae; Streptophyta; Magnoliopsida; Amborellales; Amborellaceae
Source: RefSeq, a predicted model, not a curated record